Messenger RNA from Postia placenta MAD-698-R-SB12, 1775 nucleotides. RefSeq lists its product as hypothetical. The transcript has 20 exons. The record is from RefSeq and is a predicted model, not a curated record. Gene Ontology annotation, biological process: basic amino acid transport; transmembrane transport. Gene Ontology annotation, cellular component: fungal-type vacuole membrane. The coding region runs from base 1 to 1710 and encodes 569 amino acids. Gene Ontology annotation, molecular function: basic amino acid transmembrane transporter activity. Lineage: Eukaryota; Fungi; Basidiomycota; Agaricomycetes; Polyporales; Adustoporiaceae.
AUGUCCACGACCCACCGAGACUCCUCGGAAACACGACCCCUGCUUCAGCAGGACGACGUCACGUCUUAUCAUUCUGUACCAGGCUCUGGGGAUUCCACUCCUCAAGAACCCCCACCACCGCUCAAUAGAGUCUCCGGUACCGACCUUGCAUGGGUUUUGGCAGGGCUCUGGAGUGCUGUCUUUCUCGGCGCCCUUGACGGAACCAUCGUUGCUACCCUCCUCUCCCCGAUCGGCAGCUAUUUUAAUGAGUCCAAUCGUGCUUCCUAUAUCGGCACAUCAUACCUACUCUCGGUCUGCUGCUUUACCCCACUUUAUGGUCGCUUGGCCGAUAUCCUCGGCCGCAAGGGAGCAAUGCUGCUAGCCUUGUCGCUCUUCGGCGUGGGAACCUUCCUCUGCGGUUUGGCACCUUCGAUGGAUGCGCUUAUCGUCGCCCGAGCAGUGGCAGGCAUGGGGGGCGGAGGAGUCAUGACAGUAUCUAGUGUCGCCGUGACAGAUCUGAUCCCUCUCCGUCAGCGCGGGCUCUAUCAGGGCAUGACGAAUAUUCUUUUUGGCCUGGGUGCAGGCCUGGGCGGUCCCAUCGGCGGGUGGCUGAACGACAACUUCGGAUGGCGAUCCGCGUUCCUCUUUCAGAUGCCCAUUCUCGUGUUCUCAUUUGCGCUCGUCAUCGCGAAGGUCUCCAUUAAACUGCCUGAUGAGGUCGAGUCGCAGAGCCUGCAACAUAAGCUCCGGCGAAUCGACUUUUUUGGCUCGCUCACGCUCGUCGGCACGGUCGGCUGCCUCCUGCUGGGCUUCAGCCUGAAGUCGACGGAGGAGCUGUCGUGGGGGCAUCCUAUUAUCUGGGGCUUGUUCACAGCGAGCGCAGUAUGGGGUGCUCUCUUCGUCGCAGUCGAGACAUACUGGGCGCCGUACCCGGUUAUGCCAAUGCGGCUGAUCAAACAGCGGACGCCGCUGGCAGUGUCGCUCUCGUGCUUCUUUGGCAGCGUAGCCGCGUUUUCGACGCUGUAUAAUGUGCCUCUGUAUUUCUCCGCCGUGAGAUUAAAUUCCUCGACGGACGCAGGACUGCACCUGUUGCCACAUUCGGUUGCGAUCUCCACAGGCAGUGUAUUCGCUGGCUGGGUUAUGAGACGGACCGGAAAAUUAUAUAACCUGACUCUGAUCACGGCUAUUAUGACCAUCGUCGCAGCGACGAUGAUCAUCUUCUGGACCGACAGUACAUCUACAUUUCACCUAUGGUUUGACAUUGUCCCUCAAGGGUUUGGUAUGGCCAGCGUAAUCACGACCACAUUAAUCGCAAUGAUUGCGAGUGUGGCCAAGGAGGAUAUGGCGGUGGCUACCGGCAUCACGUAUCUCUUCCGAACUACUGGUCAAGUGCUUGGAGUCAGUCUGAGCGGUGCGCUAUUGCAAGCCGUCUUGACUCGCAAGCUGCGCGAACGCAUAACAGGGCCGGGCGCGCUAGAGAUGAUUGAAAAGAUUCGUCAUUCGACGAGCAUUAUCGCGGAACUCAGCCCGGACCUGCGGCAAGCAGCCGUCAGCAGUUAUGCAGAUGCCUUACGCAUCGUCUUCAUCUGCCAGGCCGCUGCGAACUUCCUGUGCUUUGUGUGCUGUCUCCCCAUCCAGGAGAACCCCUUGCCAGGUACGCACGAAGAGCAGGAAGCGCAGUACCGGCAGCGAAAAUACACAAUAGACAGUAGAACGGCGUCCGAGUCGUGACGCCUUGCAUCAAUAAUGUACUGUAUCGUUACAGCAGUAUAUCGUUAUAACAUAACUUUGCGAAA